Macrobrachium nipponense is the source of this 3427-nucleotide messenger RNA. Its product is annotated as protein phosphatase 1 regulatory subunit 12A-like. Gene Ontology annotation, cellular component: cytoplasm. NCBI's taxonomy places the organism in Eukaryota, Metazoa, Arthropoda, Malacostraca, Decapoda, Palaemonidae. The record is from RefSeq and is a predicted model, not a curated record. The coding region runs from base 355 to 2448 and encodes 697 amino acids. The transcript has 2 exons. Gene Ontology annotation, molecular function: enzyme inhibitor activity; protein binding; myosin phosphatase regulator activity.
UCCACUGUCAUUAACUAUAAAGACUUGGUAGUCUGAUUCAUUUCACAGUUGACAAAAAAGUGACCAUUUGAAAUAAGUACAGCAUACAAGGUACAGUGUAGGUAUUCACAAAGCAAAAGUGAGUAGAUUUACAAUCAUACAAGUUUUGGAAAGUGGCAAAUAUGAUACUAGCACAUCUCUACAAAAAUCAUGAAGCUACUUGCAAAGGCAGGAAAAGUGUUAUGUAAGAAGUUCAAAUUCAACUGGAAGUGAACACAGGUUCAGGAAGAAUUUACUUCUUCUGACAGUUUACAAUAAUAGUUAAGAAUAUAUUCUCACAAAUCAAAAUCUGCUUGCUCUUUAAAUAAAUUAAAAAUGAUUGACCACAAUGAGCUUAUUCGAGAAAUGGACUACAUUGAAAAAAUGCCCCGGAAUGAGAGGGUGAAAUUAGCCUGUAAGCGACGCAAAGAUCAGUUAAUAGCUCAUUCAAAAUGGAUGAAAACAGAGGACUUCAUGAACACAACUGAUCCUCAAUCAAGAAACAGAAAGAGAAUUAAAUUCACAGCGGACUUGGAACUAAUGGAUAUUGCUGCAAGAAAUGAUCUUGAUGAAAUGAGAGAACUUCUGAAAAAUGGAGCUGACCCUAAUCAGAAAAAUCAUGAUGGACUCACAGCUCUUCAUCAGUGCUGCAUUGAUGGAUCCUUAGACAUGGUAACACUUUUACUUGAAAAUGGAGCGAAUGUCAACAUCAAAGACAGAGACCUUUGGACGCCUCUUCAUGCUGCAGCAACGUGUGGCCAUUUCAAAAUCGUAAGCCUCCUUAUAAAGGCUGGUGCUGAUCUGACAGCAAUAAACGGCGAUGGCGAUAUGCCUCAUGACAUAGCUGAAGAUGAAGUCAUGCAACAGUACUUGGAGAAUGAAUUGGCUAAGAUUGGACUGACAGAGAAUGAAAUCAACCACAUUCGCAAUUCUUCCCAUUCAUCUAUGUUAGCAGAUAUCAACUAUGUUUUGUCCAGUGGAGGAGAUCUGAAUCAACCAUUAGACCAAGGAGGUACAUUUCUUCAUGUGGCUAUUGCAAGCUGUUUUAAUGACAUAGCUUAUUUAUUAUUGAGAGAAGGGGCAUCUGCCUCAGUACGUGACGAUGAUGGAUGGGAACCUAUUCAUGUUGCAGCUUACUGGGGAAAUGAAGAAGCUCUUGAUUUACUUAGCAAUCAAGAGGAUACUGAUAUAAGAUCUACAACAGACAAUGGAGAAACACCAUAUGACCUCUGUGAAGAUCACGAGAUGAAAAUACACAUUCUACAAAAAAUUAGUGAUGUAUCUCGGAAAUAUGGCUCUGUCAAAACAUACAUCAAUCCACAUCCACAACCAUCCAUUAAAAAGUUAAAGAGUUGUAAUGAAAGUGAUGUUGAAAUGAUCAGCCACUUCGAUGACUACGAAGAGACAAUAACGGAUGUCUUGAACUUUAACAUUUAUGCAGAUCAAACAAAAUCUCAAGAAACAGAUAAAGAGAAUAUUCAUGACCAAAAUGGUAGUGAUGUUGAAGAAGUACAAGAGAGUCUGCAAGAUAACAGUUCCAAAGAUCAUACAUCAUAUACCAUACUCAACCUGGAAGCCUCUGAAUUUUCUGAACGAAGGAAUUCUGUUAAAGAAGCGAAGCACUUAGCACCAGUAAAACGAGCUAAUAGUUUGGAAAGACACCAACAGCCCCCAUACAUCACAAACAACAUCAAAGACGGAAAUGACGAUGCGCAUGAAAAAACUACAGAUAACAUACUUGAUUUGAUAACCACAUUGAGCGCUCCACAGCAGCCAAUUAUCACAAUGGAAGACGAUGAUGACGAAAUUAUUGGAUACCCACAAGGAAUUGCAAAUCCUCUUUAUGUACAAGAAAAUAAUUAUAUGAGAAACAUGAAAGAUGACAAAGAAGUACAUGUAACAGAUGGUAACCAAAAAGACAUAAAAACUAACCAUGUGCUUCCUACUACACCAUCAAAAGUUCAGAGACCCACUGAGACAGGACAAACUACAUUACAAGUAAUGAAACACUCCAAACCAAGAGCACCAACACCACCACAAGAUCAAAGACAUCAAUCUCCUGAGACUUUUAUACCAAGAAAUGAACCUGAAGUACAUAAUGAUACAAAAUACCUUUCAAGACAAAAUGCUACUUCAUCAUUAAAGACUCAAGAUUUUACAGAAAUGAACAAUAAUAUGUUAGGAAAAGGUUCUUUAAUAAAUACAACACUUAUGGACCUGAAAAAAAGGCGUCAGGAGGCAAGGCUAAUGCAAAGAGUAAACUUGGAGGCUGACAGCAAAGCUACCUUGACAAAAUCUACAUUUUAUAAUGAAUGUGAAACUUAUGAUCCACCACCAAGUCCAACAAUGAUUCGUUAUCACUUUAAAAUGAGUGAAGAAGAGUUUAAUGGUCAACAGAUUAUCAGAGUAAGGAAAUGUAUCAUAAUGUAAAGGAUUCUAAUUUUACUUAAUACAACACCCAUGUUGGAUAACAGCAGUACAUGUCUUUAAUCAAUUACCAUUAUUUUCAGUUCUUAACUGGAGGUAACACCAAAAUUUUCAGUCCUACCAAAAAGUGUGAGUAAAAACUCUGUAUUCAUAUGUAAUUCUUUUUUUUAUUUUAUAACUAUUUUUCAUAUCUCAGCAUUAAACUUCUGCAUCAAGGUAUGAGAUAUAGAUGAUCAGUAUUCUGCUGUAGUGAAUCCCCAAAGAUCCACGCAUAUAUCAUCUUGCAACAUUAUAAUCAUUAUGGUCCCUGGUACAAAGUACAGACGUAAUGUUAAGGAAUGUCAGUAUAAUACAAAGGAUGCUGAUCCUAUUUUCAACUACUCUCAUCUCUGGAAUAUAAAAUCAAUCCCAUCUGAUGAUAAAUAAAUAUUCUUAUUAGUGUUGCUAAAGCUGUACGUAGUAUAAUACAGUUUUUACUUAGUUAAUUUUCAAAUCAGUGAUCAAAUCAGUAGUUGCUGAAAGAAGUAGUGUACUAGCAUUCCUGCUGAGGGCAACAAUGCAUACAAAAUUCCACUGACAUUCCCAAAGUGAUAUCAACAGAAUAUUGCAGCAGUAAGUGAAUUUUCCCAGAAUGUAAAAAGCCUCUCUUAGCUUCCUCAUUCCAACCAGCAUCUUCAUUUACCUUCCUUAAUCAGUGAUUAUUGCAUUCCAGUCAACACCAUACUAUUACGUAUUCCUUUCCCUUAGCUCCUCAUCCCAACCUCUAUCUUGAGGGUUACCUAUGUAAGUGAAUACUGGGGUAGAAAAACUUCAGGAUGAUUCUGCUAGGAAAACCAAAUAAAUCAAUAUUCUUUGUAUAGAAUAAAAGUCAAAGAUAUGAUGGAGAUGUUGUACAUACUGGAAUUUUAGUCACAUAUUGUAUAGUACAUUUUUUAAUUGUAGUGUUUUAUGUAUAGUAAGGACAAUAAAUUGUUUCUGCCUA